CUGCGAGCUCUCGGACCGCGAAACCUCACGCUCCGCAUCAUCCAGCUUCCGGAUCUGAAACACGACGCAAACCACGACUGGGGCAGAACGGAGGGGUGCAAGACGUGUCCAGGGCUGCGGGGGGAGGCGGAGAGUCCAGCUCCCCCCCACCUCCCGGCACCCCACGGCCCGCCUCACAAGCUCGGAGCCUGGGCCCCCGCCGCCGCCGACAGCAGGUCGGCGCGGACUGCACGCGGCCCCGCCCGGCCGAGAGGCUCGCACCCCCGCGCCGGCUCGCUUGUGGUCUCGCCCGCGCGUCCGCCUCCCGCACCUGACCUUUACCCCGACGCCGCCCCGCCUCGUCUUCCGCUCGGCCCAAGAUGGCGGCGCCCGUCUGCUGUCGGGGGCUCCGGCCGCUGGUGCUGUCCUGGAGCCGGGAGCUGCCGUGCGUCUGGCGCGCCCUGCACACCUCCGCGGUCUGCGCCAAGAACCGGGCGGCCCGAGUCCGAGUGGGCAAGGGGGACAAGCCAGUGACCUACGAGCAGGCGCACGCGCCGCACCACAUCGCCCAUCGCAAGGGCUGGCUGUCGCUGCACACAGAACUAUUUGUUGAGCACCCACUGUUUGCAAAUACCUGUGAAGGACACAAGGAUGAGAAGACACGUGUGACCGCUUUUCAAGGACACCUAUUCCAGCAGGGGAAGCAAGAAGCCAACAGACAACUUCAGGAUGAGGCAGGGCAGGCCCAGCCCCAGAACAGGCAAGAUGGACAGACUGUCACCUUGGCCAUGAUGUGUGUGGCACAGAAAUGUUGAGAUGAUGUAUAAAGAAAACUGUCAGCACUACAGCGUAAUUAAGGAACAAGAUGAGGAAAUAAAAGUCAUAGAGGAGAAAGCAAACGACAACCAGGAGGAAAAUAAAUCGCUGAAAUCCAGCUGCUGGUGGCCAUGAUCAAAAGGUACCCCUGCUGGAAAGUCCUUCAGCAGAAAACACUCUUCCAGCACUGAUUUGAAACAAGCUCCCUGGGUGGAACCUUGUGGAAGUGGCUGUGAGGACACGUGGGGCAUCACUCUUGACUUGCCUUGUCAACUGCAGUUGACAACGGGCAGCCAUGUGCUUUACUGGCUUCAAUGCCUGCAUGGCUUCCUGGGAUGCCCCUCGAUGAAGGACAGGGCCUAAUGUUGGCAAACGUUUAGGGUAAAUGAUCUUGCUCUGCUAUUCAAAAUGGUACGAGGCAUGUGGUCCUUGGGUGCAUCCGCCUCUGUGCCGGACACAAGGCGCUGACAGACAAGCACAAGCCAAGUAAACCAGAUAGGCAGGACCAGCCAGGGUUCUGAAGGGCAGAAGAAGAACGGGCUUGCUGUGCAUCUAGUCCUGCAGCAGGCCAGCUCCUGCAGGACGCUGGACACAUGCAAACCGAGAGACAGCCUGGAGCCCCAUAGCUCCAGCCCCUGUGUGUAAGGAGGCGGAAUGUAGCAGUACGUUCCUAUGGGCCUAGGGAGGACAGGGGCUGCACCAUCGAGAUCCACGGCUAGCGAAGAGGCUGAGUCUGAGAUCCCUGCAGUGACCCUGAGGGUAGCACCCCCCAAAGCAGCAAGAGAAGAACUGGUUCUGCCUUGCCUGGGAGAGCAGGUGGGGAACCCCAAAACCACCAGAAAAAGAGAGGUAGGUAAGAGAAAGAAAGAAUAAAAUGAAACAAAAUAUCAAAACAAAAACUUCCCACUCAAAAUGAGAUGAUAUUAAAAAUUCAAAGCACCUGAAGCUAUCUGAAGCUAAAGAAAGACAAUAAAAUCAACACUCAAUACAAAAACUCCUAUAUGUAAAUAUAAAACAUUUUUUUAAAAAAUAAGGAAUUAUGAAAUAGAACUGUCAUUCAUAAACCAAAUACAAAUGAUUAAAAAAUUAGAAAUUUAAGAAAUCAAAAGUAUAGCACUGACAUUACAAGAAAAAAGGAAAGAAAAAAGAUAAACUCUAGACUAGAUACAGUUGAAGGCAAAAUGGUGAAUCAAAUGCUAUCAUUUCUCCAGGAUCUAGCAGAGAGCAAAGAGAUGAAAACAUAUCAACAAAAGGUCCUCAGAUUGUGGGUUUCCAAAAAAAGGGAAGGGAGAGAAUGGAAGCAAAUCUACCUUGAAGAUAAAAUAACUGAGAAAUUUUAGGCACUGAAGAAAUACAUAAGUCCUCAGAUCAGAAGUGCUCAAAGCAUCAAGCAGCCUGAAUGACAGGGAGUCCACACCAUGAUACCUGGUACAGAAGCUUCAUGUGUCAUGGGUAAAGAGAAAUGCUAAAAGCUACCAGAAAAUUGAGAAAAGACAACAUACAACAGAUGUCAGCCAGAUGACAGAAGACUUCUCAUCAGGAAAAACAGAGGCCAGAGGCACUGGAGUGAUAUUUUCAAAGGGAAAAUAUUGAUUACCUAGAAUCCUAUGCCAUGUAAGCUAGCAUCUAGGAUGCAGCCAAGAGGAAGACAUUUCAGACAUAUGAAAGCUACUCCAGUCUCCUACCCAUAGACACUCACUAAGGGAAUCAUGAAAAGUUGUAGAUCAGUGAGAAGAAAAGUGAACCCAGACAGAAGUCAUGGUAUACAAGACCAAGGGUGAGGUUGGAACUCGAUAUAUUGUGUUAAAAAUGAAACUGCUUAUUGAUUAUACAGGUACAUGUUAAUUAUUGAUUAUACAUAUAUAAUGUAUAUAUACGUUAACAAUUUUUGUUAAAAAGAUAAACAUGUAAACAAAAAUUACAUGGGGUGGGUGAUGUUCAACAGGUAUUUACAAGAUGCUGUGUUCUUUUAGGUGCAGAGGGAGGAAAUGUAAUGCUGAAUGACAGUUAAAGUAUAUGUACGUUAAACUAUAUGUAAAAAUAUAUAUGUAUACUGUAUUAUGAAUUAAGGAUAUAUCAUAUAAAGAGAUAUAUGUUGCAAAUAUAUUAUAUAUUAAGUAAGGAUAACUAUCAACAGACUGUGUGUAUGCUUAGAAACCAUUAAAAUAGGGGAAAGAAUAUACAAAAUAUUUACAGUAGAACAGAGGCACAAAGGAAGUUUUUAAAAGAAAAGCAUAGAAAAAAAUGAUAAAGUAAAAGCAAAAGAUAAGAUUGGUAAAUAGGUCAAAUAUGUCACCUAUAAUAAGAAAUAUGAUGAAUAAACCUACUAAUAGGCAGAAACUAUCAUACUGAAUUUUUAAAUAACAAAAAUCAUCUAAGUGUUGUAUAUGAAAGACAUUUAGGCUUCCCGGUAGUGCAGUGGUUAAGAAUCCACCUGCCAAUGCAGGGGACACGGGUUCGAGCUCUGGUCCAGGAAGAUCCCACAUGCCAUGGAGCAACUAAGCCCGUGCGCCACAAGUACUGAGCCCACACACCACAACUACUGAAGCCCGUGUGCCUAGAGCCCAUGCUCUGCAACAAGAGAAGCCACCACAAUGAGAAGCCCGCACACCGCAACGGAGAGUAGCCCCUGCUCACCACAACUAGAGAAAGCCCAGGCGAAGCAAUGAAGACCCAAUGCAGCCAAAAAUAAAUAAAUAAAGUAAUUAAAAAUAAAAAUAAUAAUUCUUUAAAAAAAAAUCUAAACAACAUAGAAAUGUUGAAAAUAACAGUUAAAAUAUACAAAUAUUAACCAAAAGAAAACAAUAUUAAUAUGAAAAAUAGAAUUUGAGGCUAAAAGUAUUAAAAGGGAUAAAUUUAAAGGAAUGAUCAAUAAUGAAGAUAUAAUAAUCAUGAACUUACUUGUACCCAACAACAUUGUCUUGAAUUAUAUGAAGGAAAAAUGUACAGAAUUACAAGGAUAUAAUGACAACUUUACCUCCAUCUGAAAAAGAAGGAUCAAGUAUACAAACUAGCAGUAAAAGUAGAAAAGAUUUUGAUAAACAUUAAUCUUGUUUUGAUAGUUCUUUAUGAAACCCUAUACUCAACAAAAAGGAACUAUACAUUAUAUUUGAGGUCACAUAAAUUCUUUACAAAAAUUCAUUGUGCAAUAUGCCACAAAAGAAAUCUCAACAUAUUUUUUAAAAAUUAAUAUUAUCUGGAACUCAUUCUCUGACCACAAUGGAACCAUUUAGUUAGAGCAAAAAAUAGAGAUAGAUUACUUGAAAACAGCCAUAAUAAUGAAACUUAAAAUAACUGAAAUAACUCAUGACUUAAAGAGAAAAUCACAAUGCAAAUUAACUUGUAUGAUGCAUCUCAAUCAGAAUUUAGAAGAAAAUUUAUAUUUUAAAUAUAUUCAUUACAAAGCAGGAAGGUUUAAAAAUAAAUAAUUUUAAUAUCCAGCAGAAGAAACUAGAGAAAGGUAAAUAGAAUAAACAUAGAGAAUGUAGAAAGAAAAAAUUAAAAAAGAUAAGCACAGAUGUAAAUAAAAUAGAAAACAAAAAAAUAGACUCAAUAGAAUCAAAAGAUUGUUUUUUGAAAAGAAUGCUAAAAGUAGACAAAUCUCUAACAAAAUUGUUAUAGAAAUAAUAAGAAAAAUCACAAAUAAAUAAUAAGAAUAUAAAAAGAUAUAAAUCAAGACACCAUACAGAUUAAAAAAUUAGUAAAUUAAUACUAUGAACAACUUUCUCCUAAUACAUUUGGAAACUUAAAUGAGUUAGACAUUUUCUAGAAAAAUAUGAUCAGUUUGACUAAGAAAAAAGAGGAAAUCUAAAUCAUAAACUUUAAAGAAGUAGAAGUAGAAAUCUAAUGAUACUCAAAAAAUCUAGGGCAUUUUCACAAGCAAAUUUUAGGAAACAUUCAGUAAAUGGAUAUCCUUAUAUCAUACAAAUUGUUCCAGAGAAUUCAAAAAGAGUGAAACCUUAGCAACUUGUUCUAUAACAUUAGUAUAAUAUGGAUUUUUUUAACUGGCUAAGGGCAUUAUAGGAAAUGAAAAUUUUAGAUAAAUCAUUAAUGAACAUGAUUUCAAAAAUCUUAAAAUACUAAAAAGUCAAAUUUAGCAGUGUAUAAAAAUAAUACUUUAUGGCAAGCAGUGUUUAUUCUGAAGAUGGAAAGGGGCUUAACAUCAGAAAAUAUAGUCUUGUCUUUUUUUUGGUGUUAUUUUUGGAAGUGUGUUACUUUUUUUUUAAAUUAAUUAAUUAAUUAAUUAAUUUUUGACUGUGUUGGGUCUUUGUUUCUGUGCGAGGGCUUUCUCUAGUUGUGGCAAGUGGGGGCCACUCUUCAUCGCGGUGCGCGGACCUCUCACUAUCACAGCCUCUCUUGUUGCGGAGCACAGGCUCCAGACGCGCAGGCUCACUAGCUGUGGCUCAUGGGCCUAGUUGCUCUGCGGCAUGUGGAAUCUUCCCAGACCAGGGCUUGAACCCGUGUGCCCUGCAUUGGCAGGCAGAUUCUCAACCACUGCGCCACCAGGGAAGCCCCAGAAAAUAUAUUAGUGUUAUCCACCACAUUACAGAUUAAAGAAGAAAAAGUAAUCCAUAAAAUUUUACACUAUUUCAUCAUAAAACCUGUGCAAGCUAGUAAUAAGAGAACUUAUGUGGCCCUUCCAAACCUAUAGCAAGCAUCAUACCUAAUAGUAUAAUACUAGAAACAUACCUAUUAAAAUACAGUAGAGAAAUGCAAAUCAAAACUACAAUGAGAUAUCAUCUCACACCAGUCAGAAUGGCCAUCAUCAAACAGUCUAAAGCAAUAAGUGCUGGAGAGGGUGUGGAGAAAAGGGAACCCUCUUUCACUGUUGGUGGGAAUGUAAACUGAUACAGCCACUAUGGAGAACAGUAUGGAAGUUCCUUAAAAAACUAAAAAUAGAACUACCAUAUGACCCAACAAUCCCACUACUGGGCAUAUGCCCUGAGAAAACCAUAAUUCAAAAAGAGUCAUGUACCACAGUGUUUAUUGCAGCUCUAUUUACAAUAGCCAGGACAUGGAAGAAACCUAAGUGUCCAUCAACAGAUGAAUGGAUAAAGAAGAUGUGGCACAUAUAUACAAUGGAAUGUUACUCAGCCAUAAAAAGAAAUGAAAUGGAGGUAUUUGUAGUGAGGUGGAUGGACCUAGAGUCUGUUGUCUGUCAUACAGAGUGAAGUAAGUCAGAAAGAGAAAAACAAAUACCGUAUGCUAACACAUAUAUAUGGAAUCUAAAAAAAAAAAAGUCAUGAAGAACCUAGGGGCAGGACAGGAAUAAAGAUGCAGACCUACUAGAGAAUGGACUUGAGGACAUGGGGAGGGAGAAGGGUAAGCUGGGACAGAGUGAGAGAAUGGCAUGGACAUAUAUACACUACCAAAUGUAAAACCGAUAGCUAGUGGGAAGCAGCUGCAUAGCACAGGGAG
Molecule: messenger RNA, 6213 nt
Organism: Balaenoptera acutorostrata (minke whale)
Lineage: Eukaryota; Metazoa; Chordata; Mammalia; Artiodactyla; Balaenopteridae
Gene: MRPS24
Product: mitochondrial ribosomal protein S24
Exons: 5
Coding region: 360-794 (144 amino acids)
Biological process (GO): translation
Cellular component (GO): mitochondrion
Source: RefSeq, a predicted model, not a curated record